Messenger RNA from Psylliodes chrysocephalus, 846 nucleotides. The record is from the annotation of a GenBank genome assembly. NCBI's taxonomy places the organism in Eukaryota, Metazoa, Arthropoda, Insecta, Coleoptera, Chrysomelidae.
AUGGAUAAUGAUAUAGAACAGUUGAAAAGAGACUUUGCAAUAUAUGAAGAUUUGUCAGAAAUAAAAUUCGAACAAAUUAAAAAAGAAAAUUAUAAAAAUCAAGACCAGGAAAAUGCAUUUGGAGAGAAGCUGUGUACUAUUUACACAGCGAAUUUCAGUAUUUUUAAUGUAUUUUACAAUAUAAAAAUAUUAGUUUUUAUAUAUGACAAUUCAUAUGAGGUUUUAAAACUAGAUUUACAUGUUCAAGACUUAUGUUUGGAGAAAGAAAUUACCGUUUGUCGAAACUUUUUACAAAGACAUAGAAACCUAAAUUCCACAUUUUUAACCCUUAAAAAAGUUUCGAGAUUUUUUGAAGCACGUAGAUUGAUAACGGAAAUUGUUUUGAAAAAGGAACCUAGAGUCAGUUUGCAAAGGAGCGAUGAAGAUGGGACCUUAGGAAUUAAAUACGCAAAUGAUUCUCCUAAUAUUUUUAUUGCCAUUGGAUGGAAAAUAGAAUGGGACCUUAAAAAUUGUGACAUUGUAGAUGUUGUGGAGGUCGUCUAUAAUAAUUUUGACGUUCCAAAUUCGACUUACAUAAAAGAGGAACUGGAAUCUUUGACACAUCCAUCGUUGGAUUUCGCUAUGAAACUCAAAAUAUGGAAGCAACUAUUUUCGGAUCUAUCAGAAUACGAUAGCCAAAUUCAAGCCACAGUUAUAAUAAGUGACAAUGAACAAGAAGACAAUGUUUUAGUUAUAUCCGAUAGUGAGGAUGAUAGAAACCAAAGAGAUGAAACAAUUCAUAGAAGGAAAAAAAGGAAAGUGCACAAUAACGUAACAUGUCCUCAAGUUAUAAAUGUUGCUGAUUAA